Molecule: messenger RNA, 771 nt
Organism: Aspergillus caelatus
Lineage: Eukaryota; Fungi; Ascomycota; Eurotiomycetes; Eurotiales; Aspergillaceae
Exons: 5
Coding region: 1-771 (256 amino acids)
Biological process (GO): heme biosynthetic process
Cellular component (GO): cytosol
Molecular function (GO): porphobilinogen synthase activity; zinc ion binding
Source: RefSeq, a predicted model, not a curated record
AUGUUUAUCUACCCCGUUUUCCUCAGUGCCGACCCCGACCUGGAAAAACCCAUCACCAUCGCCAAGGGCCUUCACUUGAUUAUUCUAUUCGGCUCGCCACCGAGCAACGACAAAAAAGAUGCUAGUGGCUCCAUGGCCGACAUCUCUACGAGUACACACACCACGGACACUGCGCGGUGGUGUUCCCGGAUGGCACAGUGGACAACGAGGCGUCAGUGGGCACGCGUGUCAGACAUCGCUCUGUCGUUCGCCCAGGCGGGCGUCCACUGCGUCGCACCUUCUGACAUGAACGACGGCCGUAUCCGCGCCAUCAAGCUCAAGCUCUUCCAACACCGGCUCGAGAGCAAGGUCGCCAUCAUGUCUUACUCCGCCAAGUACGCCAGCUGUCUUUACGGGCCGUUCCGCGAGGCUGCCUCCUCCGCGCCGGCCUUUGGGGACCGCAAGCACUAUCUGCUGCCGCCGCCAGCGCGGACCCUAGGCCGCAAGGCGAUGCUACGCGAUAUGCAGGAGGGUACCGACAUAAUCAUAGUCAAGCCUACCUAUCCCGAUAUCCUGAGCGAUGCCAAGAAUGUCUCCACCGUGCCGGUCGUCGCCAUACAGGCGUCCGGUGAGUUCGCCAUGAUACAUGCUGCUGCCCGCGCUGGAUCGACUGAGAUUAUUGUUCGCUCCGGGGCGGAUGCUAUUCUCAGUUACUUCACUCCAGAGUUCCUGGAUUGGUUACCUCCAAAAUUGAUUUUGAUUGGCAAGAGACACGAAAGAAUAAUUCUUUAG